Molecule: messenger RNA, 412 nt
Organism: Chlamydomonas reinhardtii
Lineage: Eukaryota; Viridiplantae; Chlorophyta; Chlorophyceae; Chlamydomonadales; Chlamydomonadaceae
Exons: 3
Coding region: 83-385 (100 amino acids)
Cellular component (GO): nucleosome
Molecular function (GO): protein heterodimerization activity; structural constituent of chromatin; DNA binding
Source: RefSeq, a predicted model, not a curated record
AAUAAAUCGGCUGGGUCACAUUUGCCACGUACAAGGCUGGGACCGAAGCACGAAAGGGCCAUACGGUAGUGGGAGGAUAGGAAUGAGGGUGCCCGCUUGCCCGCGCGCCAAGGCCGGCCUGCAGGCUGCAGUUCCCUGUGGGCCACAUUAUGCGCUACCUGAAGAAGGGCAAUACGCCGAGCGCAUCGGUGCCGGCGCGCCCGUGUACCUGGCCGCCGUGCUGGGGUACUUGACCGCUGAGGUGCUGGAGCUCGCCGGCAACGCCGCCCCCGACAACAAGAAGAACCGCAUUGUGCCUCGCCACAUCCAGCUGGCCAUCCGCAACGACGAGGAGCUGGGCAAGCUGCUGGGCGAGGGCGGCAAGCGCAGCGCGGAGGCCGCCUGAAGCGCUGGUCCUCGUACCAUAUAUUCA